AUGAAAGAAUUUGGGUACCAAAAUGAGUCGAGCUGCGUAGUGGAGAUUCGUUCCCCUGUGAAAGCAAGAAGUGUAACUUGUAAAACUUGUGAAGCCAGGAACAAACGACGGACAACAUUUUAUGCCAGAAUCCGAAGUUAUUUAUUGGAAAGAAGAAAUAUCGAAGCAAAACUGAAGAAGUUUAAUGUGAAGUCGCGUGGUGUGGUUAGUCCGUUCGGAUUUCUUCGUCAACUUUUUGCAGGUUUAUUCCAACCGGAAACGGAAACGAAAUUCACCUACGAGGAGUUGGAAAAACUAACGGAGUCCCAGCUUGCCGAAUUAAAAGAAUCUCUUGUAAAUUUAAUGUCAACUAAAACAAAAGAACUUAAGCAGGAGCAGUUGGCUUGUAUCGGUGAAAGAGACGACCUGGAGGAAAAGAAAAAUAAGGCGAGAGAAUUAGAAAGCAUGGCCUGGCUAACGCUGAGACCAUUCAUCAAUAAGCAUCCUUCUUCAGAUGAUUUAACCCGGGUUCUCAUGUUUUAG
Messenger RNA from Porites lobata, 522 nucleotides. The record is from the annotation of a GenBank genome assembly. NCBI's taxonomy places the organism in Eukaryota, Metazoa, Cnidaria, Anthozoa, Scleractinia, Poritidae.